CCCGCGCCCGCCCAGCCUCCCGCCGCCGCUCCGCCGCCGGCCAUGGCCAAGGACCAGCUGAAGCCGCGGCUGUGCCGAAUGCUCAAAGGGGAGAGCGGCUACGGCUUCCACCUGCACGGCGAGAAAGGCAAGAGCGGCCAGUUCAUCCGCAAAGUGGAGCCCGGCUCGCCCGCCGAGGCGGCGGGGCUGCGCGCCGGGGACCGCGUCGUCGAGGUGAACGGGCACAACGUGGAGCAGGAGACGCAUCACCAGGUGGUGCAGCGCAUCAAGGCKGUGGAGACAGAGACACGCUUGCUGGUGGUGGACAAGGAGACGGAUGAGUACCUGUGCAGCCUGCGGCUCACCUGCACCGAGGACAUGGUGCACAACGGGAUCCUGCUCAGCUCGGCCGUGCCCCCCGCCAAGGCUCUGGCCAGCGACAACGGCGAGGUGUGGAAGCCACAGCUGGAGCUGAGCGGGGGCAACYUGCAGAGGCAUUCCCACAGCUUCUCCUCCAACGGCAGCAGGAAGGAUCUGAACGGCCAGAAGGAUCUGUGCCCACGUCUCUGCCACCUGAAGAAAGGCCCCAAUGGCUACGGCUUCAACCUGCACAGCGAGAAAUCCCGGCCGGGGCAGUUCAUCCGCUCGGUGGAUCCCGACUCGCCGGCCUCCCGGGCAGGGCUGCGGCCCCAGGACCGGCUGGUGGAGGUGAACGGGAUAAACGUGGAGGGCUUGCGGCACUCGGAGGUGGUGUCCCACAUCAAAUCCAGGGAGAGCGAAGCCAGGCUCCUGGUGGUGGACCCCGAAACCGACGAGUACUUYAAGAAGCUGGGGGUGACCCCCACGGAGGAGCACACCAAAGGUGUGGUGCCCCAGCCCAUGACCAAUGGAUCUGCACAGACCCAGCUGAACGGAGGAUCCACAUCAUCAUCUCACAGCGACCUGCAGAGUCCCGGGAAGGAAUCMGAGGACGGGGACACGGACAAGAAGGACCCGUUUGAGGAGAGUGGGCUGAGCCUGAGCCCGACGGCCGCCGAGGCCAAGGAGAAGGUGAGGGCCAAGCGUGUGAAGAAGCGAGCGCCGCAGAUGGACUGGAACAAGAAACGGGAGAUUUUCAGCAAUUUCUGAGCCCUGCUGGGGGUCGCCGUCCGCUCUCCUCCCGCCCCAGCUCGGACGUUUCGGAGGUGCCUACGCCCUGUCCUUCAGUGUCCACGUGAGAUGCUUUGUGCUCUGCUCUUCACUGGUUGCUUUUACAAGGCGUAUUUUAAAGUCCUUUUUAUUUUUAUUUUUUAUUAUUAUUGUUAUUAUUAUUAUUAUUGUUACUCACCAGCGAUUCUCAUAAGACAAACGUGACCAAAGCUCCUUUUCUUGCUUGCUCUUGAGCCUGGCUCCAGCUGCCCACCGUCCCCCGUUCCUAUGAGAAAGGACUGGAAGAAUUUUAACUCUUGUUUCUUACCCGCAUCAUUUAGGCUUCUGUURCUUCUUUUUUACUUUUUAUGAGGGGUGUUUUGGGUUUGUGGGUGUCCCAGACUGAGCCCCAUGGGAUGCUCUGUGCCCUGUGUAAAUGGCUCACGGUGGGUGCCUGCAGGCUGGGGGUGCCAGGGACYCCGUCCCCAGCUCCCAAUGCCCAGCUACUCCCACCAUGGGAAAAUGGACUGUGGCUGGAAAUCUCUUGUUGGCUUUGCUAUUGAAGCAAAAAUGAUUGUUUUGUUGUUUUUUUGUUUUUUUUAAUGAAGUCCCAUGUGUUUCCAGUUAGCUUAGAAACCUCCCCCCACCAGCAGCUCCUGCCCCAGCAGUAAAAGCUCGUUUUUCAUCCAGACAGCUCUGCAGUGGGGAGGAGGGCAGGGUUUAAAAGCAAUCCCCAUCUGCAGCCAUGGAUGUGGCAGGGGAAGGAGAGUGCAGGGCCGUUCCCGCCCCAUGGAGCACGAAGAUGAGAACCAYGAGAUGCUACAAAAACUCAUGGACAGAGCUGGAAAUGAGGACAACAUCUGCUUCCAGGAGAGAACACGGGGAUGCACCUCCAGCUGCAGGCUCGGCGCUGAGGAGCRGGGCUGGCUGUGGCUGGAGCUUUUCCAGGUCCCACCUGGGAUGGGAUUUGGUGUCUCCAGCCCGGGAGUGUCUCACCAGUGGAAGGACAUCCUCUGCAGCUGUGGGGUGUUUGUGGAUAUGAGGCAGGCACUGGUGUGAUGGGGUGGGCAGCAGCUUGGGCUUCCUGUGGCCUCCUUCAAACCCCCACUCUCGGCAUUCAAAGUGUAUCUUUAAAGCAUUACAGAUUAAGUCCAUUUAAGCUCUUUAUUAUUGCCUUUGGCUGUGUGAGCGAAGGUGACUCAGCUGAGCUGUUCCCAGGGCAGGGGCUGGAGCUCUCCCACUCCCUGCCAGCUCCAGCAGCAAUCCCAGCCCUGCUGUGGGAAGGGACUGGGAGUACAAACACACUUUUCCCAGCUGAGAGCAAACGGCAGCGAUCACCUGGCCAUGGAUGAGGUGUGAACACGGAGCUGUGGUCGUGCCCUGCCUUGCUCCAGCUCUUCUGUGAUAAAAACCCUCGGGUGGUCAGUGUGCUACGGAUGUGGGAACGGCUCUGCACGGAUUUCCUAAGAUAUUUCCAAAACAUAGAGCUAAAAGGUGCCUUAUACCAUUCUCUGCUCUCCUCAGCAGCGGGCUGGGACUCAGCACGGGGUGUUCAGCUUCCCUGGGGAGCAGUUGGUGCCUGUGGCCCUUUGCUGCUGGCAGGAGAGCGUGGAGAGCCUCAGGGUGAAGGAGACGAGUUCUCUUGAUGAAAGUUAUAUUUCAGGAUUGUUGAUGGGCUGAACAGGUUGAAAACAAUGACUUUGGAGAGGAACUGGUGCAGGUGUUUGGCUGUGGGUGACGAGACAGGCAGUGGGAUGAUGGAAUGCAGAGAGGUUGCCUCUCCUUGGGGCUCUGCCAUUAACAAGACACCUCUUCCCUAUCCCACUUCAAAUUACCUGCUCUCUUUUUGGCCCCCAAAAUAUUAUCUUCUCUCUCUGGGUAAUGUUUGGAAGGUGCCCUUCUUUUCCAUGGUGUGCACAUUGCUUCCCAUGCCCACGUUGCCAAACCCCGGCAGCGCCCGGGCUGCGCAGGGCAGAGCAUUCCCAGGACACUCUGCACGGCAGAGAGCAGAGACCUGGUGUAAACACCCCAUUUCUCAUCCAAGAUUGCUGUAGUUGAGGGGGGAAAGAAAAAAAAAAAUCCACCUUGUGUAGUUUUGAAUGUAGAUCAAAAGAAAUCAGGUGUACGAAUCCGUACUGAUAGGAUUGAAAAUCUUAAUCUCCUUAGUCCAUGGAAACUGCUCCUGGUUGAAGCAUUACUGCAUUCCUGACAUCUUGUAGCUCAGUAGUAAUUAUUCAGUUCCUGUACAUUUAACUUGGAAAAGAAAAAUCAAUAAAGUCUAAGGCUGUCAGCAGCACUGCAAACCCACCCUGUACACUGUAAUGUCAGUAAUAAACUUGGUUUGCCAUGUA
Molecule: messenger RNA, 3458 nt
Organism: Malurus melanocephalus (red-backed fairy wren)
Lineage: Eukaryota; Metazoa; Chordata; Aves; Passeriformes; Maluridae
Gene: NHERF2
Product: NHERF family PDZ scaffold protein 2
Exons: 7
Coding region: 43-1107 (354 amino acids)
Biological process (GO): protein localization to plasma membrane
Cellular component (GO): apical plasma membrane
Molecular function (GO): signaling receptor binding; protein-membrane adaptor activity
Source: RefSeq, a predicted model, not a curated record